UUUUAGCGCUGCACCGUAACAUGAUCAACGGAAACAAAACCCGAAAUUCUGUGGGAAUUCAAGUACUUUGGCAACUACCCCAUUUUCCUUUUUGUUGAUUUCAAAAAAUUCAUUUGAAUACAUUUUGAAACACUUGUAUGGGUUAAGAUGGGAGUACCGAAGUUUUACCGAUGGAUUUCGGAGCGGUAUCCGUGUCUCAGUGAAGUUGUCAAGGAACAUCAGAUUCCUGAAUUUGACAACCUCUACUUGGACAUGAAUGGCAUCAUCCAUCAGUGCUCCCACCCUAAUGAUGAAGAUGUGCACUUUCGUAUCUCGGAGGAAAAGAUCUUCGCAGAUAUUUUCCACUACUUGGAGGUGCUCUUUCGCAUCAUCAAGCCACGCAAGGUGUUCUUUAUGGCCGUGGAUGGUGUGGCUCCACGGGCAAAGAUGAACCAGCAGAGAGGAAGACGAUUUAGGUCAGCAAAAGAGGCUGAGGAUAAGAUUAAGAAGGCACUAGAGAAGGGUGAAGUGCUCCCAACGGAAGCAAGGUUUGACUCCAACUGCAUCACCCCAGGGACAGAUUUCAUGGCCAGACUCCAGAACCAGCUGAAAUAUUUUGUCCACAGCAAACUGUCAUCGGACAAGUUAUGGCAGGGAGUCAGCGUCUAUCUCUCUGGCCACGAGACGCCUGGAGAAGGAGAGCACAAGAUCAUGGAGUUUCUUCGUUCGGAGACUGCCAAGCCGAGCUAUGAUGCAAACACUAGACACUGUCUGUAUGGCCUAGAUGCUGACCUGAUCAUGCUUGGGCUGGUCAGCCACCAACCGCAUUUUUCUCUGCUGAGAGAAGAGGUUCGCUUCGGGGGUAAAAAGUCUCAGAAAAGGAUAACAGCUCCUGAGGAGACCACGUUCCACCUGCUGCACCUGUCCCUCAUGAGGGAAUACAUUGACUAUGAGUUCUCUGCACUGAAGAAUCGGAUCACAUUUGAUUACGACUUGGAGCGAAUCAUUGAUGACUGGGUACUGAUGGGCUUCCUGGUGGGAAACGACUUCAUUCCUCAUCUACCUCACCUGCACAUCGACCAGGACGCUCUGCCCCUGCUGUACCGUACCUACAUCAACGUGCUGCCCAAACUCGGAGGUUAUCUCAAUGAGAACGGGAACCUGAACCUGGCUAACUUCGAGAAGUAUCUGGAGACACUUUCCCAGUUCGACCGUGAGCACUUCAGCGAGGUCUUCGUGGAUCUGAAAUGGUUUGAGAGCAAGGUGGGGAACAAGUACCUGAACGAGGCGGCUGGCCUGGCAGCAGAAGAAGCUCGGGGGCGGGACAGCAAAAAGAAGAAAAAGGUGCCUGAAGGUGCUCUCUGUCUGGCUGCUCUGGAUGGGGGACAGGAUUCCGACGGCCCCCCCACCAAAGAAUGCUCGGAGGAGGACGGCGAGGACGACGAUAUGUUCGAGACGGAGUUUCGCCAGUACAAGCGAUCAUACUACAUGACGAAGAUGGGGGUGGAGCUGGUGUCUGAGUGA
Messenger RNA from Paramormyrops kingsleyae, 1503 nucleotides. Lineage: Eukaryota; Metazoa; Chordata; Actinopteri; Osteoglossiformes; Mormyridae. The record is from RefSeq and is a predicted model, not a curated record.